Myotis brandtii (Brandt's bat) is the source of this 378-nucleotide messenger RNA. RefSeq names its product immediate early response 3 (gene IER3). Gene Ontology annotation, biological process: DNA damage response; negative regulation of apoptotic process. Gene Ontology annotation, cellular component: nucleus. The record is from RefSeq and is a predicted model, not a curated record. NCBI's taxonomy places the organism in Eukaryota, Metazoa, Chordata, Mammalia, Chiroptera, Vespertilionidae.
AUGGCAAAAUCCUUGUGGUGGAGUACUGGUGCUGAGAUCUUCAUGUUCGACCCUCUCCCUGAGCCAGUGCUGAUCCCCGCCGUGUGCCCCAGUGCCUCCAGCCUUACAGUCCUCUACCCACAAGUGGUCCGGCGCCAGCUGCUUGCCGAGGAUCUGCAUCCUGCCAAAAGGCUCCUCUUUCUCCCGCUCACCAUCGUCUUCUGCCAGCUGAGGCUGAAGAAACAGGGCGCCCUGGCCCCAGAGGAUGCCCCCAGCGCUGUGUCACCCAUGUUCAUUCCCGCACCCGCAGCCCUCAAGCCCCUUAAUCUGACAGCAGAGCCCUCGAACAACGCUCUGGAUCGCGGAACUUUUCUUCAGAAACACCCGGCUGCCUUCUAA